GAUUGCACAUGGCGGAAUGUUGUGAUCUGUCUUCUCCUUGAUCUCUUUUAUAUUUUAAAGUUUAUGCAAAUCUCAAGACCGUGGCGUCCUCCUAAGAUCCUUCUCUUCACGUAAUGCCUAAGAGAACUUCCGAACAAACUGUACAAAACAAGGAGACAUUCCCCAAAGAGGUUGAUGAGAAUCUGUUUCGUUUUGAGGGAAAUCAAACAGACAGGUUAAAAGAGAAUGCUGAUUCAUCAGAUAGUGAAGAAAGCUACUACUCCGGACUAGAAAGCGAGUCAGAAACAUCAGAUGAUGACGAUGACGACGAACAGGACUCUAAUUCGGGAGAAGAGGCAACAAGUGGUAAUGAGUCUUCUGGUGAUAGUGACAAUAAUGAAAAGAAUGAUGAUGUCAAUGUGACAGAGAUAUAUAAUAGUGAGCCAAACAAAAAUGAAGAAGAUGUGGUGAAGAAGAAAGUAAAAGAGUCAGUUGAUGAAGAUAACACAUCUGACGAGGAGGAUGCAUGUAAUACCAUUGGAAACAUUCCUGUAGAGUGGUAUAAUGAGUAUCCUCACAUAGGCUACAACUUGGAUGGACAAAGAAUAUUGAAGCCUGCUACUGCUGAUGAGUUGGAUCAAUUCUUGUCUAAAAUGGAUGAUCCUAAUUAUUGGCGAACAGUCCAAGAUAAAUCAACCAUGAAAGAAGUUGUUCUAAGUAAUGAAGAGUUGGAUAUUAUUGAUAGACUUCAAAAUUCUAAGUUUCCAAGUGCUGGAUAUGAUCCUUAUGAGCCCUAUGUAGAUUUUUUCACUGGUGAGAAGAUGAUACAUCCCUUGACUAAUGCUCCUGAACCCAAAUCACGUCACAUUCCAUCCAAAUGGGAACACAAGAGGGUUAUAAAGAUUGUCAGAGCAAUUAGGAAUGGCUGGAUAAAACCCAGGAAAGAUGAAAAGACUGAUAAACCAAGGUAUUAUCUGAUCUGGGAUAAAGAUGACAACCAGGCGAAACCAAGACACAACAUGCAUAUUCCUGCACCUAAAAUGAAACUCCCAGGCCAUGAGGAGUCUUACAAUCCUCCACCAGAAUACUUACCAACUAAGGAAGAGAUUGCAGCAUGGGAAGCUAUGGAUCCUGAUGAAAGACCACAAAAUUUUCUUCCUAAAAAGUACUCAAGUCUCCGCCUUGUUCCAGCUUAUAAUAAGUUUAUCCAAGAACGUUUUGAGAGAUGUCUGGACUUAUAUCUCUGCCCAAGACAAAGAAAAAUGAGGGUCCAAGUAAAUCCAGAAGAUCUUUUACCAAAACUUCCCAGGCCAAAAGAUUUGCAGCCAUUCCCGUCAACAGAAUCUAUUGUGUACAAGGGUCAUACAGGUGUGGUGCGCUGCCUCGCUGUCGACCCCACGGGACAAUGGAUAGCGUCUGGAGGCGAUGACAAAGUUGUGAAGUUCUGGGAAGUGUGCACAGGACGAUGUCUCAAGACGUUGCAGUGUGGUGGUACUGUGAACAGUAUGGCAUGGAAUCCAAACUCCUUCCUGAUGCUUCUGGCUAUUGCCGUCGAACACAAAGUCGUCAUUAUCAAUCAUUAUCUUGGUUGCAAAGAAUUGUGUGAAACGACGGAUAAAUUAUUUGAUAUUCCUACAGGAGAAGCUGAGAAAGAAUCUGGCGUACAGUGGUCAGUGGCUAUAGGGGAAGACUACAGAAAUGGAGAACGUUUAGUUUUAAAACACAGCAAGGUCAUAUCGCAGAUAACAUGGCAUGGAAAGGGAGACUAUUUGGCGUCGGUUGUACCCCAGGGUGGCAACAAAUCUGUGUUCAUCCACCACAUACCAAAACGUCGAAGUCAGUGUCCCUUCAAGAAAUCCAAAGGUUUAAUCCAAAGAGUGUUGUUUCACCCGACGAGACCAUUUCUUUUUGUCGCUACACAGCGAUUUAUCAGAGUCUACGACCUCAUCAAACAAGAGCAAACGAAGAAACUUGUGUCAAACGUGAAGUGGAUCUCCAGUAUGGCUGUGCAUCCGAAAGGGGAUAAUUUGAUUGUGGGAAGUUAUGACCGUCGGCUAUGCUGGUUUGAUUUGGACUUGUCGACUAAACCGUACAAAACGCUAAGGAGUCAUAAAAAGGCCUUACGUCAGGUGGCUUUCCAUCGGCAUUACCCUCUGUUCGCAUCUGCCAGCGAUGACGGUACAGUUAUUGUUUGCCACGGACGAGUAUUCAAUGACUUGAUGCAGAAUCCUUUGAUAGUUCCCGUUAAAGUACUGAAAGGACAUCGGGUGGAAGGAGAGCUGGGUGUUGUGGAUUGUCAGUUCCAUCCAAAUCAACCAUGGAUUUUCACUGCCGGAGCAGAUCACCUCAUUCGAUUGUACACGUGACAUCUCUUAUUACGCUCUUUUUAACAGUCACAGAACGACCAAGUCACUACGCGAUUUCGCUUGUUCUAACAUGCGCUAGAUUAUGCCUGUACAUUAAUGCGUCCAAAAAAAAAACAGAACGUGGCCCACGAAAUGCGAUCUU
Messenger RNA from Pocillopora verrucosa, 2487 nucleotides. Its product is annotated as ribosome biogenesis protein bop1-like. Gene Ontology annotation, cellular component: preribosome, large subunit precursor; PeBoW complex. Gene Ontology annotation, biological process: ribosome biogenesis; maturation of LSU-rRNA from tricistronic rRNA transcript (SSU-rRNA, 5.8S rRNA, LSU-rRNA). Gene Ontology annotation, molecular function: ribonucleoprotein complex binding; protein binding. The record is from RefSeq and is a predicted model, not a curated record. Lineage: Eukaryota; Metazoa; Cnidaria; Anthozoa; Scleractinia; Pocilloporidae.